Molecule: messenger RNA, 5681 nt
Organism: Sphaerodactylus townsendi
Lineage: Eukaryota; Metazoa; Chordata; Lepidosauria; Squamata; Sphaerodactylidae
Gene: ATP7A
Product: ATPase copper transporting alpha
Exons: 23
Coding region: 151-4677 (1508 amino acids)
Biological process (GO): monoatomic cation transport
Cellular component (GO): membrane
Molecular function (GO): ATP binding; ATPase-coupled monoatomic cation transmembrane transporter activity; copper ion binding
Source: RefSeq, a predicted model, not a curated record
GGUAGCAACCGUCGCUGGGAGGGGGCGCGGCCAGAUCCUCUGGGGCGGCGCUCCUCCCUCCCCACCCCGUGCCCGGCUGCUGCUGCUGCUGAGGGGCGGGAAGGGCCAGUCGAGAAGCGGCCGGCCGAGAAAUGCAAAGCUGUCAACGCAAUGGACCUGCCAUCAGGAGCCGAAUCAGUUGUUGUCUGUGUGGAAGGGAUGACGUGCAGUUCUUGUGUGCAGACCAUUGAGAAGCAUGUUGGAAAACUGAAUGGAGUUCAUGAUAUUAAAGUUUCGCUGGGAGAUAAGAAUGCAGCCAUUAUUUACAAUCCUAAACUGCAAACUCCAGAGGCACUAAAGGAAGUUAUAGAUGACAUGGGAUUUUCUGCUGCUGUUGCUGAUACGAACCCCCAGCCCAUUUUACCGGACACUCUUUUUCUUACAAUUCCAACUCAAUCCUCUUUAACAUGUGAACAGAUCCAUACCAACCUCCUGAAGACCAAAGGCAUCUUGGAUGUGAAAACCUCUUUUGACAAAAAAUCUCUGGUUGUAACGUUUGUGUCUUCAGUUAUAAACAGCGAGCAGGUCAGUCGAAGAGUACAAGACGUAUGUUCAGCUAACACAGCCAAUGAGAGUAAUCCAGAAAGGCACGAAGAUUUGAGCUUGCCCCAGCCCAGUGAUGUUGCGCUCAGGAUGAAAAUAGAGGGAAUGACGUGUCAUUCCUGCACUAGUACCAUUGAAGGAAAGAUUGGCAAAUUACAAGGAGUUACCCGAAUUAAAGUUUCCCUGGACUCUCAGGAAGCUGUGGUGGUAUUUCAGCCUCAUCUCAUCACGGCAGAGGAAAUAAAAAACCAAAUUGAAGCUGCAGGUUUUAAGGCAUCUAUUAAAAAACAGCCCAGGGCCCUCAAACUAGGUGCUAUUGAUGUAGAGCGACUGAAGAACAUUAAUACCAAAGGCUCGGAAAGAGCUCCGCCAGAAAGCCCAGAACACGUGCACUGCUUAAAUUCUGUGGAAUUCAGGGUCGAUGGCAUGCACUGUAAUUCGUGCGUCCUCAAUAUUCAGAGUGCCAUAUCAGCGCUCCCCGCUGUAACCAGUAUAAUAGUUUCUUUAGAGGACAAAUCUGCAGGUGUAAAGUAUAAUCCCAGCCUAAUCAGCAUCAGUGCACUGAGAAGAGCCAUAGAAUCCGUAUCUCCAGGGACUUUUAAGGUCAGCCUUCCUGAUACGGCCGAAAACACUGAACUCUUGAACACACCUCAGUCUCCACUGAAGUCUCCUCUGCAAGAUGUCAGUAGCACCCUGCAUCCCCUGAUGACCACCACUGUGAUAAAUAUAGAGGGAAUGACCUGCAAUUCUUGUGUGCAGUCUAUCGAGGGUGUAAUUUCCCAGAAACCAGGUGUGAAGUCAAUAUGUGUCUCACUUCUGCAUCGUAAUGGGACAAUAGAAUAUGACCCUAUGCUGACCUCGCCAGAUGACUUGAAAAACGCGAUUGAGGACAUGGGUUUCGAUGCAUCCUUAACAGUGCCAGCGAGUUCAGACCCUGUCACUUUUCAGACUCAACCCUCACAGGAAAAGCUGGCAGAGACUCAGGAUAACAAAUUCUCCAGCGUGGAACUUCACUCCAAACUGUCACCCGCUCACCACAAGCAGGAAUCAAAGGAGCCGUCCAAGUGUUACAUUCAAGUCACCGGCAUGACGUGCGCUUCAUGUGUAGCAAACAUUGAAAGGAAUCUGAAGAGAGAAAAUGGAAUAUACUCUGUACUUGUCGCACUGAUGGCUGGCAAAGCAGAAGUGCGGUACGAUGCUUCUGUCAUCCAGCCGUCAUCUGUUGCGGAAUUGAUUCGAGAACUAGGAUUCGGUGCUACAGUUUUGGAGAACUACGGCGAAGGAGAUGGCAUUCUGGAACUUGUUGUGAGAGGAAUGACAUGUGCCUCGUGUGUUCACAAAAUAGAAUCCACGCUUAUGAAAAAGAAAGGGGUUUUGUAUGUCUCGGUGGCUCUUGCAACCAACAAAGCCCACAUCAAGUAUGACCCUGAGAUUGUUGGCCCGCGGGAUAUAAUACAGAUCAUACAGAAUGUAGGGUUUAAUGCUUCCCUAGUAAAAAAGGACAGAUCUGCCAGUCACUUAGACCACAAGCAAGAAAUAAGACAAUGGAAGCGGUCUUUUGUCAUCAGCUUGAUCUUCUGCAUCCCUGUAAUGGGGCUCAUGAUUUACAUGAUGGUUAUGGACAGCCACUUGUCAGCAAUGCACAAACAACCAAACGUGACCCACGAGGAAAUAGAAGCUUAUCACUCAUCGAUGUUCCUGGAGCGCCAGAUCUAUCCCGGAUUGUCAGUGAUGAAUUUGCUCUCCUUUUUACUGUGUGUCCCUGUACAGUUGUUUGGAGGCUGGCAUUUCUACAUCCAAGCAUACAAAGCUCUGAAGCAUCGGGCUGCCAAUAUGGAUGUCCUGAUCGUCUUGGCAACCAGCAUUGCCUUUGCCUACUCCUUGGUGGUUCUUGUGGUUGCCGUGUUUGAGAAGGCGAAGGUCAAUCCAGUUACGUUCUUUGAUACACCGCCAAUGCUCUUUGUCUUCAUUGCGCUGGGGAGGUGGCUGGAGCACGUGGCCAAGGGUAAAACGUCAGAAGCCCUCGCAAAAUUAAUUUCACUGCAGGCGACAGAAGCCACUAUUGUUACCUUAGGCCCAGACAAAAGCCUUGUGAGUGAAGAGCAAGUUGAUGUUGAACUAGUUCAGCGUGGUGACAUUGUCAAAGUGGUCCCGGGAGGCAAGUUUCCAGUAGACGGUCGUGUUAUCGAAGGACAUUCUAUGGUGGAUGAAUCGCUCAUCACAGGUGAAGCGAUGCCUGUGACUAAAAAACCCGGGAGUACAGUCAUUACAGGUUCCAUUAAUCAGAAUGGGUCCCUCCUGAUCUCCGCAACUCACGUCGGAGCUGAUACAACUCUUUCCCAGAUCGUCAAACUGGUGGAAGAAGCACAGACCUCAAAGGCCCCAAUUCAGCAGUUUGCAGACAAACUUAGUGGCUACUUCGUUCCUUUUAUUGUUGGUGUUUCUGUGGUCACGCUUUUUGCCUGGAUAGUGAUUGGAUUCGUGGAUUUUGAAAUUGUGGAAACCUAUUUCCCUGGAUACAAUAAGAGCAUUUCCAGGACAGAAGUGAUCAUCCGUUUUGCUUUCCAAGCCUCCAUUACCGUGCUGUGCAUUGCCUGCCCUUGUUCACUGGGAUUAGCAACCCCAACAGCUGUAAUGGUGGGCACUGGUGUCGGAGCCCAAAAUGGCAUCUUGAUCAAAGGUGGGGAGCCGUUAGAGAUGGCACACAAGGUGAAAGUGGUGGUUUUUGAUAAGACGGGGACCAUCACUCAUGGGACUCCGGUGGUUAUGCAGGUCAGGAUACUUGUGGAGAGUAACCGGAUGCCACGCACUAAGCUUUUGGCAUUAAUCGGGACUGCAGAGAGCAACAGUGAGCACCCGCUGGGAACAGCUGUAACGAAAUACUGCAAACAGGAAUUGGACACAGAUGUCCUUGGCACUUGUACUGAUUUCCAGGUGGUCCCAGGCUGUGGCAUUCAUUGCAAAGUCACCAAUAUUGAUGCCUUAAUACACAGAAGUGAGAGCAUUGAAGAAAACAACGUCAGAAAUGCAGCUUUUGUGAAAAUGGAGGAGAAGGUGGAGGAAUCAAUGCAGCCUGCCUUGAUUAUUGACGAAGAGCUGCCAACCACAUGGAAUUCCCAUAAGUAUUCUGUUCUCAUUGGCAAUCGGGAAUGGAUGGCGAGGAAUGGUCUUCUUCUAAAAAGUGAAGUGGAUAAUGCUAUGACUGAGCAUGAACGCAGAGGCCGAACUGCUGUUCUUGUAGCUGUGGAUGGGGAGCUUUGUGGCUUGGUGGUGAUUGCGGAUACUGUGAAACCAGAAGCGGAGCUGGCCGUCCACACUUUGAAGACAAUGGGCUUAGAGGUCGUUCUCAUGACCGGCGACAACAGCAGAACAGCCCGGUCUAUUGCUUCCCAGGUUGGCAUCACGAAGGUGUUUGCAGAAGUGCUUCCUUCCCACAAAGUAGCUAAAGUGAAGCAGCUGCAGGAAGAAGGGAAGCGGGUAGCGAUGGUGGGGGAUGGCAUCAACGACUCCCCUGCCCUUGCCAUGGCCAACGUUGGGAUUGCCAUCGGCACCGGCACUGAUGUGGCCAUUGAGGCAGCUGAUGUGGUUUUGAUUAGGAACGAUUUGCUGGACGUGGUGGCGAGUAUAGAUUUAUCAAGGAAGACUGUUAAAAGGAUACGGAUCAACUUUGUCUUUGCUCUCAUUUACAAUCUCAUUGGAGUUCCUGUAGCGGCUGGCGUCUUCCUCCCCGUCGGUUUGGUUCUGCAGCCGUGGAUGGGCUCUGCAGCCAUGGCAGCCUCCUCCGUCUCCGUUGUGGUGUCCUCUCUUCUGCUGAAAUUCUACAAGAAGCCUACCUUUGAGAAUUAUGAACUGCGUGCCCGUGGUCAGACACGGCUGAAAAGCCCUUCAGAAAUCAGCGUCCACAUUGGAAUCGAUGAAACUGCUCCGGGGUCGCCCAAAUUGAGUCUGAUGGACCGUAUCCUCAACUACAGCCGAGCCUCGAUAAACUCUCUCCUCUCCGACAAGCGAUCUCUCAGCAACAUAGUCCUCAGUGAGCCAGACAAGCAUUCGCUUCUCAUUGGGGACUCCCAGGAAGAAGAUGACACCGUUGUCUGAAAAGACACUCUCUGUGGAGUGGGCGGAGCCUCCCUUUGUGUGCUGACCAAUCUCUCGUGAAGGUUGGCCCAGCUGUAUUUUUAAGUGCUUUUUAAAACUCACACAUUUUCUUGGGGAUUAAUUGCCCACUUGGACGGGGACGUUGGUUUUCAACAUGCACACAUCUAACUCAGAACAUAGACCGUAUCUGCACUGCUUUGCCAGUAUUACCCUUCAGAGCAAAAACAGAAUGCAGCCGCAUGUCCCGGAAGUCAAAGCUGGGCUCCUACGCUGAGCUGUCACUCAAAUUAUUGUCUGAUGAAGACACCACCAUUUGGGGGUGUGGCCGUGGUGCUGCCGGCACGUGGCUCUUGGCUGUUUCUUGGCAUGUUGCUUGGCAUUUAGAGUGUCGAUGACGAUGCCUACAAUUAGUGGACACUUUUUAGUAGACAGAUGUGCCUUAUUGCAGAACAUUCAGGAUUCCUCUUCCUCACCUUGUGAAAGGGAGUCAGAAGAAAGGUUUGUCCUUGGCAUGGACAGAAAAAAGAGAAUCCCUGUUUGGGUUCUCUCCCAUUUUGCACUCCUCCCGAGGGCACUCCACGUGCAGGCGGGGAGUCUGGGGUUUCUGCUCCCGGCUCAGCCUCUGCCUUAUCAGAAAGUAAGCUAUGAAGGCUGUUCCCCAUCCUCCUUUUCCAUUCGUGUGACUUGAAAGAGGAAGGGAAUCAAGACAAUGGGAUGUUGCUUAGUUCUGUAGUUUGUGACCAGGCAGACGUUAUCAGAGACUGUUUGGACGUUACAAGGAGAGCCCCCUCCCCCUGCUCCUUCGGGUUGCUUCCCUUCCUGCAUCUUGAGCACACUCAAACACGGCAGGCAUCAAACCUCCUGCCUUCUUUUUUCUCUGAGCGAUGGAUGACGGGGCUGAUUCCACCUUCCUUCUGCCAGCUCCCCAGUCCAUUCCGCUGUUUGGCCACACGAGUCCUGUAGCCUCAGGAGCAAUCCUUCCAGGGUCAAAGCAACCGUGGGUG